This is a messenger RNA of Neltuma alba, 1102 nucleotides long. RefSeq lists its product as uncharacterized. Bases 84 to 896 code for a protein of 270 amino acids. The record is from RefSeq and is a predicted model, not a curated record. The transcript has a single exon. Lineage: Eukaryota; Viridiplantae; Streptophyta; Magnoliopsida; Fabales; Fabaceae.
UCUUGCUCCUCUUCAUCCGAUCCUUCUUCCUCCUUAGCCAUUCGAUUCUUUGUUCAGACUUGCUCCUCCCGCCAUCCCACUUGAUGGCGUUUUCGCUCCGCAUUGGUUGCACGGGCAGUAAUCAUGGCUUUGCCAGGUUCGGCAUCGACAAUAAUUGGUGUAGUCUCUGUGGCGUUGCGCCACGGCCCAUGUCUGUGAUGUUCGCUGCCGAUCAGAGCAGUUCGAGAGGACAAAAUAGGAGGAUCACGGCGGCGGCCGCCACCUUGACCGCCGCGCCGGCCAUGGCGGCGACCGGUUUCGAGAAGAACUAUUUGAGUUUCGAUAUGGAAACGCGUGGCUCUGGCGAUCGGGCAGAAGGAAAGGACGCUGCCGACACGAUCGAUAGGUUGGACAAGUGGAUGAGGGAUUCUGUGGUGGAGAUCGUCAAGAAUUUGAGGGAAGCGCCGUUGUUAGUGCAGGUUUUUCCGACGGGGUAUAUUGACGGCGAUAACAACAAUGAUGAUCAUAUGAUAACGACGACGACGACAACGGCGACGUUGGUGACAGAGAAGAGGGCAAUGGAGGAGAAUUGGCCAGAGGCGAAGGAAAAAUGGCGACGGGAUAUGGCGCUAUUGCCGGAAGGCCUUAUAUUGGUGGAAGAAUUGACCGGCGACGAUCAGACUGGGAAAGAACGACCAGAAGGGGGGGAAAACACGACGAAGGUGUGGGGGGUGGUGGUUCAGGGAAGACGGGCGGGGUGCGGGCCGGCCUGCUAUUUGUUGAAGACAACUCGGGUCGGGUCAAGCCAGUCGGGACCCUUUUGCACCCAUUAUUGCUUAACAAGGGUGAAGAACUUGAUGGAGACAGUGGAUUCACAAUUCAAGAAUCUUUGGCUAACUCAGAGCCAGAACCAGUGAAUGAUCAAGUAAUUUUAUUCUUUAGAUACUUGAUUAAGUAACUGUGCACAAUAUAAAUAAGAUUCAUCCUGCGGUGUGCCGCAUGACCUUAUUCUGGCCAUGAUUUUGCGGAUGUGUACAGAGUCAGUGACAUAGUGAAAUAUUUUUAAAUUACUAUUGGCAUCCAUUUUUGAACAUUAAUAUUUCAUGUUUCAUUCUCUAAUUUA